Messenger RNA from Naegleria gruberi, 1305 nucleotides. Its product is annotated as alpha-tubulin. The coding region runs from base 1 to 1305 and encodes 434 amino acids. NCBI's taxonomy places the organism in Eukaryota, Heterolobosea, Eutetramitea, Acrasida, Naegleriidae. Gene Ontology annotation, cellular component: cytoplasm; microtubule. The record is from RefSeq and is a predicted model, not a curated record. The transcript has 3 exons. Gene Ontology annotation, molecular function: structural constituent of cytoskeleton; GTP binding. Gene Ontology annotation, biological process: mitotic cell cycle; microtubule cytoskeleton organization.
AUGUCAAAUAACAACAGUGGUGAAUUAAUUUUCAUUCACUUAGGAGAAUGUGGAUGUCAGAUAGGAAAAUCCAUAUGGGAUUUAUUUUGUAACACAGAAUUUAAAUCUAAUACUUAUCAAUUAUUUGAAGAAAGUAUUAGAAAGGAAAAUACAUUCACAUCCCGAAGUUUAUUCAUUGAUUCCGAUUCUAAUAUUAUUGAUCAUAACACUUUUACACAACAAAUUCGAUUAACGCAUUGUGAAAAUAAGUUAAAAUAUUGUUGUAAACAAGAAAAUAUAAUUAAUGAUUAUGAAUCUUCAAUUACCUCUUUAAGAUCUCAAUUUUCUUUUGGAAAUAAUUAUAUUAAUUAUAUUGAAGAGAGAAUUCGUAAAAUGGUUGAAAAUUGUGAUCAUUUGGAUGGAAUUAUUUUCACUCAUUCCAUUGGAGGAGGAACAGGUAGUGGAAUGAUUUGUAGAAUAUUGGAACAAUUGAGAUCCAAGUCAUGGUUAAAAGGAGUUACAAUAUCAUCAUUUAGUGUGUUUCCAAGUUUAAGUGAAAUGGCUAGUUCCACAACUUUUGAAUUGUAUAAUAUGGUUUUAUCAAUGGAGACUAUGAGAGAAUAUCUGUCCAAUAUAUCUUCAAUCCGAAAUGAUUUGAUAUAUGAUUAUUGUAAAUAUGAAUUGAAAAUAGAAAAUAUUGAGUAUAAUACUAUUAAUCAAGUAAUUUCACAAAUGAUUUCAACAUUUUUAGAACCAUGUCUAUUUUCAAAUGAAAGUUUUUCACAAAUUUCAUCAAAACUAGUUCCCUACCCAUCAAUGAAUAUUAUUUCUAAUAGUUUAAUGAGUAUAAGAAACAAUUUGGAUUGUAAAGAGUUAUUUUCCAAUCAAUAUUCAUUGACAAUCGAUGGAAUUGAUAAUGCAAAAUCCAUUUCAACAUGUAUAUCAAUGAGAGGAACUGAUUUUUACAAUAUUAAUAAGGAUAGUAUUGCUAAUUAUUUGAAUCAUAGAAAGUUAAUUUACCAAAACGUAUUCAAUUCUCAAAGAAAUAUUGGAAAUGCUUGUAAAUUAUUUAAUUCCAAUAAUAUUGUUCAUAUAGCAAAUAAUUCCACUGGUGUUAGGAAUAAUCUUGAACAGUAUUUGAAAUUGUUUGACACCAAUUUCAAGAAAUAUACUUAUAUUCAAAAAUAUGUCCUCGAAGGUCUAGCAGAUGGGGAAUUUGAACAAGCAAGGGAAAAUUUAGAAAGCUACAUUGAUGACUAUAAAGAAUUAGAUAGAGAUUAUAUUUAUAAUAUCAUCCACAAAAAAAAGUAUCCAUUCUUUAAUUAA